AUGGCUGAGCCGAUCAAGAACAAGCGGCCCGACCCCGCGGCCCCUACCCCUCAGAACACCCCGGCGAACGCCGCCCCUAUCUCGUCGCACGCCCAACAGCCAGGCGUCGACAGCAUCAAGGAGGAGGAUCUCACAGCCGCCUCCAUCUUUGCCAAGGACCCCCGCCUCGUGUCGCUUAUCCAGGGUCGCCUCGGUUCCCUGAUCGGUCGCUCGUCCGGCUAUGUUGAGACCCUCCCCGCCGAAGUCAAGGCUCGCGUCUCGGGCCUGAAGGGCAUCCAGAAGGAGCACUCCAAGCUCGAGGCCGAGUUCCAGGAGGAGGUGCUUCAACUCGAGAAGAAGUACUUUGAGAAGUUCACCCCUCUGUAUGAGCAGCGCUCCGGUAUCGUGAAUGGCAAGAGCGAGCCUACCGAGGACCAAAUUAAGGCCGGUAAGGAAGACGAGGAGGAGGAGGAAGAGGAGGACCAGGAUGAGGAGGAGUCUGCCGAGAAGGGCAAGAUCCAGGGUAUUCCGGAGUUUUGGCUGUCCGCCAUGAAGAACCACAUCUCGCUCGCCGAGAUGAUUACCGACCGCGACGAGGAGGCUCUCAAGGAGCUCAUCGACAUUCGCAUGGAAUACCUCGACAAGCCCGGCUUCCGCCUCAUCUUUGAGUUCAACGAGAACAACUUUUUCACCAACAAGACCGUUACCAAGACCUACUACUACCAGAACGAGAGCGGUUAUGGCGGUGACUUUAUCUACGACCAUGCCGACGGUGACAAGAUUGACUGGAAGAGCGGCCAGGAUUUGACCGUACGCAUUGAGCAGAAGAAGCAGCGCAACAAGACUACCAAGCAGACCCGCAUUGUUAAGAAGACCGUCCCCACUGAGUCCUUCUUUAACUUCUUCUCGCCCCCUAAGGCCCCUUCGGAGGAGGACGACGACGCUGCCUCCGACAUUGAGGAGCGUCUGGAGCUCGACUACCAGCUCGGCGAGGACAUUAAGGAGAAGCUCAUUCCUCGUGCGAUUGAUUGGUUCACCGGCGAAGCCCUCGCUUACGAAGAGAUCGACGAGGAUGAUUUGGGCGAGUUUGAUGAUGAGGAUGAUGAGGACGAGGAUGCCAGUGAGGACCAAGACGACGAGGAUGAGUCUGAGGAGGAAGAGGACGAUGGCUCCUCGAAGCCGAAGCAGGAGCCUACUGAGUGCAAGCAGAGCUAA
Molecule: messenger RNA, 1194 nt
Organism: Dichotomopilus funicola
Lineage: Eukaryota; Fungi; Ascomycota; Sordariomycetes; Sordariales; Chaetomiaceae
Exons: 5
Coding region: 1-1194 (397 amino acids)
Biological process (GO): nucleosome assembly
Cellular component (GO): chromatin; nucleus
Molecular function (GO): chromatin binding; histone binding
Source: RefSeq, a predicted model, not a curated record